UCUAUCUAUGACAAAAUACUAGGUGGAAGAAUAAUUGCUGAUAGAAUUAUGAUUGUAAGAGUCUGUCAAGAUUUAUGUGGUAACCUAGCCCACAAAAGUCCAUGGGAGUUAAUCACUCAUGACCCAGGCAACUACAUAGAUGUGGUUAAAAAACAGUCUUUUGAGGCUGGGUACAUAGCUCACUGGCAUAGCAAGCACAAAACUUUAAAUCGAAUCCUCACCUCUACCCCUGAAAAACACCACCAUUGUCUUGUGAGAUGUUAAUGUACAGCAGGCGGUGGUGACUCACGCCUUGAGUUCCAGGACAGCCAGGGCUGCCACACAGGGAAACUCUGUUUUGAAGAAAAUGAGAAGAAAAAAAAGAUGUUAAUGUGCAUUAUUCAAAAUUAUUCAAGUAAAUCUAAAGCACAAAAGAAGAAAUCGGAGUUAUGCAAAGUCUCUCAGAAGGAAGAGCUCACAUAUCCCUGGGAGAAUUAGAGAAGACUUCAUAAAAGACACAUUAUUUAAGUUGGGUCUUGGCAUUCCCUCAGCAAUGGCUCAAGCAAGCACCCGUGCUUUUAAUUCUGCAAGGCUGAUUAAGAAGUAUGUGGUACAUUAGAAAAAGAAUGGAUGACCCUUGACAAGGUGGGGACAGUAAGGCCUUCUGUGCUGUUAGACCCUAAAUGAGCAAGCUUGUGUGGGUGGCAUGCAGCAAUUCAGUGAGGACCUUUGUGUCUCUUUUUUCUUUCCCCUACUUUAUAUUAAAAACUGAUGGAGGAGAAAGAAGAUAGGUUAGAGGGAGCAAGGAAGGUGAUUCUAACUGUUUGAACCGCAUAUUCUUAGCAGCUUGGAGGUGACAAAGCUGGAUAAAUAUGGCAGCAUUGCUCUUAGGUGUUAACAUGGGUAGGAGGACCACGGUGAGGUAGUCCAGGUGAGAUGUGAGGUGGAUUAGACUAGCAUACACCAAGAACAAUGCUGUUCAGUGAAGUAGGAAAAUAGUGUAAGAAAACUUUCAGUUAGAAUCCAGUAUACAUGCUGUGAAAAUUGGAAAUCAAACCUGACUCAAAUUUUGAACUAGAACUGGGAAGAUGACAUUGCCCCUGGAAAGUGACUGGCUUUAGAAGGGAAGGUGGGGUCUUAGUUCUUCGUGGUCUGCUGCAGUUUCCUUCCUUGCAGGGUUAUGAACAGGGGUGUGGUGGUAAGUGAUACAGUCCACAGGGCUCCACUGCAUGAUCUGAAUCUUGCCUCUGCCAUGGUGGUGGGUUCUACUCCGUGUCCUCAGCUCAUCUAUAAAAAGAAGUGUCCUUGUAGCUCAUUGAGCUGUAGUGAGGACUAAAUAUGCAUAAAGGACCAAGGUAAGAACAGUGGCUGGAUACUGUUUCUGUGACCAAGAUGCUGCUCAUAGUUUAGAGGACAAUAGUAUUUUCAUGGUGGUGGUGACAUCUUUAUACCUUGUUCCGUGAGCUGACUUAUCCAUUGGGCAGUAGAGUGGCUUGUGAAUAUAUGCGUGCGUGUGUUCGUUCGUGCGUGCGUGUGAUGUAUAUGUAUGUUUGUCCUCUGAAUUGUAUAAGGAGCAUGUUAGAAUGCUAUUGUCUGUUUUCUGUUUUAGUUUUAUCAUAUAGUCAAGUUGAUGUUUUUGGUGUGCAUUUGUAAAAAGAUACCUGACAGUUCCAUCAUUAAAACCUCCUUGUGACAUCUUUAGUCACACCUCUACCCACCUCUAAUUUUAGCAACUACUCAACUGAUUAUUCUGGCCACUGAUUAUGUUCUUUUGAAAAUAUAUAAGUGGUCUUAUAAAGUACAGUUUAUUACCUUUUAUUGUAGACUAAUGUCCCAUCAUGUAGGUGUGUCACCAUGAGUUUAUCUACUUAUCUCGAUCAUUUAGCUCGUUUCUAGGUAUUAGCUGUUGUGAGUAGAGCAGCCAUCAAAUUUUUUUAGCAGAUUCUUAAAUUAAGUUUUCCUUUCUUAAGGGAAGAUUACCAAGAGUCAGAUUGCCUGGUAAUACUGUAUGUUUAUAGAAAAGAAUUAUCAAAACCUAUUUUAGAACUGAACUAUCUUGUAUUCUCAGUAGUAAUAUUUAAAAGGUUCAGGCACUUCUUAUCUUUAUCAGCACUUGUAAUUUUUAGGAUAAUUUUUGUUAGCAUGCAGAUAAAUGUUUCAUUAUGACACCUUCAUUAUAUCAUUGUCUUGUUUUUAUUCACUUCACCUGGCCUCUCCUCUCCCCCCUCACUUUUCCCGCCCUCCUCACCCAAUACUUCCUUCAUGACACUUGCAUUCUCCCUUCUGCCUCCCUUCAGACCUCAUCAUCUGCUGUCAUGGAGCCCUUUCCACUGCACCCCCACCCCUACACACACACACACACACACACACACACACACACUCAUGUACUUGUGCAUACACACAUUUAAAUCUAGACUCCUCAUACGAGAGAAUACAUACUAUCUUUCUGAGCCUGUCUCAUUUCACUUAACGAUCUCUAAUUCAUCCAUAUUCUCGUGAGUAUAAUCAUUUCACUCUUGUUUGCAGCCAAAUAAAAUUCUGUUGCGUACAUGCACCACGUUUUCUUUAGCCUUUUAUUUGCUGAUGAGUGUGCAGGUGUGUCCAUGUCUUGGCUAUUGUCAAACGAUGUGGCCAUAACCCUGAAUGUGCCAGGAUCUCUAGGAUGCUGAUUUAGAACCCUUGAGUCACAAGUGUGAUGUAGCCGCAUCAUACAGCAGUUGUAGAGUUUUUUCCUGGGUUCCAGAGUGGCCAUACUCGUUUAUAUUUCCACACAUUGCCCACAUACGUCUUCACCAGCGCAGGUUUUCUUAUUAACGGUCAUUCUGACAGGUGAGGUGGACCUCAAAGCACUUUUACCUUGCCGUCUCCCUUUGGUCAAGAAGGAGUUUUGAACACUCUUCAUGUGUUUGUUGACCAUGUGUAUCUCUUCCCAAUGGUCACAUGUCAGUUCAGUCCGUCAGCCACUUUACUGAUUGUAUUACUAAGGUUUGGUAUUUAGUGUCUUUUUUAGAUUCCCUUAUCAGAUUACAGUUGGCAGAUUUUCUCCAAUUCUUUAGGCUGCCUCUUCAUUCUGUCAUUUCCUUUGUGUUACAGAAGCUGUUUAAUUUCGUGCAACCUCAGCUGUUGAUUCCUGGGAUUGCUUUCUGACUUUUCAGAAUGCUCAGAAUAAUAUCAACUAUUAUAUAUUUUUAUUUUAGCAAUUCUGAUAUGUGUGUGAUGGUAUUUUUCUCAUGGUUUAAAUGUAUUCCUCUAAUAGGAGUGAUGCUCAACAUCUUUUUGUGAGAUAUUUGCUAUCUUCACUGGUUCUUUCUUUAUUUGGGACACGUGUUUGUGAGGUGAUUCCCAGAUGUUUUUCAUGCUUAAGUGUGUUUUCUUAACUGUUUUGCUUUCAUAAUGCAAGGUUCACUUUUUGUUGUUGUCAUGCCCCAAACAUGCAUGUCCCCUGGGCGUUGAACAUGUAGGCAGGUGCUUGACCACUGAGCAACACUCCCCACCUACUAAGAACUUUUUUUUUAUCAUCUCAGAACCGUAACUUGAGAUUACCUAGUCAUGAAGCUUUUCUCAUAGGUUUUCUUCUGAAAGUUUUAUGGUUUUAAUUGUAAUUACACUUAUGUAGGCUGUCAUUCUCCCCCUGAGCCCUCCUCUUACAGCUUGAAGCUAUUGUCCAUGGGGAGUUUGUGUGUUCUACUCCAUGCUACUGACUCGUCAGUUAUUUAUGCCAGCAUGGCAUGGGCCAGAGUGAUUUCUCUAUGCUUGGGAUUAUGUAACCUGAUGCUGUUGCUGAAGCAAACUACAAUGACAACUGAAGGAAUCUUGAAGGGUGUCGAAAGUGUAGAGGCUACAUCUGUCUUCUGUCUUCUCACCCUUAAGGAAUAAAUGGGAUGUUUAAGAAGAGAGCUACAUAAAAAGAGAGUUGCAAAUGGCUUCAGAAUCUACCAAUGGGAAACAAGCUAGGAGUCAUGUGACAAAGGGGAGGCGGCAGCACCAGCAGCAGCUGGCAAGGAGCAGGUCCUCUGUCAGUGAGUGCGAUGGCGAUGACUCCUUCAUCUUCGAAGCCAAUGAAGCGUGGAAAGACUUCCACAGCUCUCUCCUUCGGUUCUAUGAAAAUGGGGAACUCUGCGACGUCACACUAAAGGUUGGCUCAAAGCUAAUCCCCUGUCACAAACUGGUGCUGGCUUGUGUGAUCCCCUACUUCAGAGCCAUGUUUCUUUCUGAAAUGGCUGAAGCCAAGCAGGCACUGAUUGAGAUCCGAGACUUUGAUGGGGAUGCUAUGGAGGACUUGGUAAAGUUCGUGUACUCCUCUCGGCUCACUUUGACAGUGGACAACGUCCAGCCUCUCCUGUACGCAGCAUGUAUCCUGCAGGUUGAACUGGUGGCCAGAGCUUGUUGUGAAUACAUGAAGUUACAUUUUCAUCCCUCCAACUGCCUGGCAGUACGAGCCUUUGCGGAGAGUCACAACAGAAUAGACCUAAUGGACAUGGCGGACCAAUAUGCCUGCGAACACUUUACUGAAGUGGUGGAAUGUGAAGACUUCGUGAGUGUGUCACCCCAGCAUCUCCACAAGCUCCUGUCCUCCAGUGACCUCAAUAUUGACAGUGAAAAGCAGGUCUACAGUGCUGCUAUCAAGUGGCUUCUUGCCAACCCCCAGCAUCAUUCUAAAUGGCUGGAUGAGACCCUUGCGCAGGUUCGUCUGCCAUUAUUGCCAGUUGAUUUUCUUAUGGGUGUUGUGGCAAAAGAACAGAUUGUCAAGCAAAAUCUAAAAUGUAGAGAUCUAUUGGAUGAAGCAAGGAACUAUCACCUUCAUUUGAGCAGCAAGCCCAUCCCUGACUUUGAGUACACGGUCCGGACUACCCCAAGGAAGCAUACAGCUGGUGUGCUGUUCUGUGUAGGUGGCCGAGGUGGAUCUGGCGACCCCUUCCGCAGUAUUGAAUGCUAUUCUAUCAACAAAAACAGUUGGUUCUUUGGGCCAGAAAUGAAUAGUCGAAGGCGACAUGUAGGUGUGAUCUCUGUGGAAGGUAAAGUGUAUGCAGUGGGUGGACAUGAUGGGAAUGAACACUUAGGUAGCAUGGAGAUGUUUGAUCCUCUCACUAAUAAGUGGAUGAUGAAGGCAUCAAUGAAUACCAAGAGGCGAGGAAUUGCUUUGGCCUCCUUAGGGGGCCCAAUAUAUGCAAUUGGAGGGUUAGAUGACAAUACUUGCUUCAGUGAUGUGGAGAGAUACGACAUUGAAUCUGACCAGUGGAGUACAGUGGCACCAAUGAACACUCCCCGUGGAGGGGUUGGCUCUGUGGCUUUAGUGAACCAUGUUUAUGCAGUGGGCGGCAAUGACGGAGUGGCCUCCUUGUCCAGUGUGGAAAGGUAUCAUCCCCAUCUGGAUAAGUGGAUAGAAGUCAAGGAAAUGGGUCAACGAAGAGCAGGCAAUGGAGUUAGUGAACUCCACGGCUGCUUGUAUGUUGUCGGUGGUUUUGAUGAUAACUCCCCUUUGAGCUCCGUUGAACGAUAUGACCCUCGAAGCAACAAGUGGGAUUAUGUGGCAGCACUUACCACUCCCAGAGGUGGAGUAGGGAUCGCAACAGUGAUGGGCAAAAUCUUUGCAGUUGGUGGUCAUAACGGCAAUGCAUACCUCAACACUGUGGAAGCAUUUGAUCCAGUGCUGAAUAAGUGGGAGCUGGUUGGACCUGUGUCUCACUGCAGAGCUGGUGCCGGUGUAGCCGUGUGUGACUGUUUAACCAGCCAGAUCCGAGAUGUAGGUCAUGGGUCCACUAAUGUGGUUGACUGCAUGUGACUUAAGUCCCAGCAGCAACAAUGCAACCACUGCUGACGGGUGGGAAGACAGCCGGCACUUUGAUUGAUUGUGAUUACCACUGCUGGCGGGUGGGAAGACAGCCGGCACUUUGAUUGUGAUUACCACUGCUGGCGGGUGGGAAGACAGCCGGCACUUUGAGUGUGAUUACCACUGCUGGCGGGUGGGAAGACAGCCGGCACUUUGAGUGUGAUUACCACAGCUGACGGGUGGGAAGACAGCCGGCACUUUGAUUGAUUGUGAUUACCACUGCUGGCCUGUUGAAUGUUAGCUGUUGGGUUGUAAGCUCACCUUGUGGACCGAUAGCUAGGGAACUGUUAGUCAUAGCGCUAAGUGUGUGUGGCACUUCCUGCUCUAGAAAUAAUAAAGUAGGCAGGAAGUAGUCUAUCUCUGAACCCGUUCUUGUUCUGAAAAAGUUUCAUGUAGUGCCAAACCUCAAAAUAGCUGUUUAUUUUGAUGAAUAAAAUGUAAUUUAUUGAAUUUUAUCUGUUCUUUUUCCUGAAGCUAGGACUUCAGGCUGUAGAUUUUUCCCAGGAGGGAUAAGUCCUCUCAUCACCAUGGGGACUUGAGGCCUGUUCCCUUAGGAUCACUUUACAUGGUGCUGAUGAAUUAGGUUUGCCUUUUGUCUCUAGACGAUGACUUUCAGUUCUCGAGUAUUUAUGAAGUGGGAAAAUGUGUGUUUCUGAGGCAUUCUUGAAACCUGUCAGUGUCUGAAAAAAUCCCUUCGUUUCCAUUUGGAGUUUUAGAACUACAGAAGGCAACCGUGCUGGCCCUGCAAGUGAGGUGGCUGACAGGGCUGCUGCUUUUCCUUUUCUCCUCAUCGUAGUAACGGCUUUAGAUUAGUCUAGUGCCUGAUGGAGAGACUUCGAAAAGGGAUUGUGUGAACUCGAGACCACCUAGCGAAGGAAAUCUAAAGGUCCCUUUAUCUUUGUUCUUCAGCUUAGUUGUUGGAUUUUGGUCCCAGGACCCAUUUUCUUCUUGUUAUUUGUCACUGUCUUGGUUUUUCUAAUUGUACAAAGCUGGAUUUAUUUAUUAUUAGGAAAUGAAUGCAUUUUUACAAAAGCCCUUUAUGCAGUAUAACUUGAUUAUUAGUUUAAGUUUGUCAAUAAAAUACGUUGUUGGUAAAAACAGAAAA
Mesocricetus auratus (golden hamster) is the source of this 6914-nucleotide messenger RNA. RefSeq names its product kelch like family member 8 (gene Klhl8). The record is from RefSeq and is a predicted model, not a curated record. NCBI's taxonomy places the organism in Eukaryota, Metazoa, Chordata, Mammalia, Rodentia, Cricetidae. The transcript has 10 exons. Gene Ontology annotation, molecular function: protein binding. Bases 3899 to 5761 code for a protein of 620 amino acids.